Messenger RNA from Scylla paramamosain (green mud crab), 5203 nucleotides. RefSeq lists its product as uncharacterized. Gene Ontology annotation, cellular component: membrane. Gene Ontology annotation, molecular function: protein binding. Lineage: Eukaryota; Metazoa; Arthropoda; Malacostraca; Decapoda; Portunidae. The record is from RefSeq and is a predicted model, not a curated record.
AUGGGUGACAUGAAUGCACAUGUGGGAAUACUGGGGGAACAGGUGAACAGGAAUGGUGAAAUGCUUGGAGAGUUCCUUGAUGAACUGGGGCUGGAAAAUCUGAAUGUUACUUUGGCUGAGGGGCGCACCGAGAGAGGACUGGAACGGGUGGAGCCUAUUUUGAAGUUCCACGUGGGAUCAACUCUCCUCCACUGGGCGGCAUCGAAGGGUUACGAUGACCUGGUGGUUGACCUCCUUGUUCGGGGCUUGUCUGUGGAUGCUUGUGAUCGGUUGGGCCGCACUCCACUGGGGCUGGCCACCUUUGCCGGCCACACUAGUAUUGUCAACACCCUGCUGCAGGAGAACGCCUCUCUUUCUGCUGAAGACAAGGACUGGAGGAUAAUAUCUCGUGAGGAGGUUGGUCUCUGCAUAGUUCGGGUCAUUGAAGAAACUGCCGUGUGUUCUCUUGACGCGGCCAGGUCAGACGGCUUCACCCUGCUCCACCUGGCUGCCCAGCAAGGCUACCCGAACAUGAUGCAUCGGCUUCUGUCCCUGAAGGUAUCACCAGACGUACGCAACAACCAAGGCGAAACCCCGCUGUUUGUCGUGAUCCGGAACAACCAGCUGGCCUGCGUUCAACAGCUGAUUAAUGCUGGCACACGUCUGAACCUCGUCGACAACCGCGGGGGGUCAGCUCUGCACAUGGCGGCCAAGAACGGAAAUGUGACGGUAAUUGAUAUGCUCCUGAUAUGCUGCAAUAAGAUCGGUUAUACGCCUGUUUACUACGCCAUCAAUGCCAGCAGGUACGACAUUGUGCAGCGGUUCCUCGAGUACAGCCUGGUCCGCAAGGUGCAUUGCAAGGCGACAAACGGCGAAACACUCCUGCAAUUUUACACCGAACGGAACAACUUGGGGCAGUACGACAAUGCAGUGGUGUGCGUGCUGGAGUGCGAGAAGCUCCUGCACUCAACCAAGCCUAGCGCGGAGAUGUGUCUUCGCGUGCAACUGGGAACGACAGAGGCCAGUUCGAAGGCCCGCGCUCAGCUGCAGGCCAUGUACGAGUCGACGAGAGCACAACGCCACUGCUAAUUUUGGUUCUUUCUCUCUUGUUUUCUGCUUCCGUCGGUUUUUUACUACCUAGACGUGUACACCGACAUUCUGCUGGCGGUGGAGUACCAUCAAGAUUACCUGAAGAGCAUCAAUGACUCCGAUGUGGUGGGGACGAGGAACAUGACGAGUGCUAAUCAUUCGCUGUCCGAGGAGAUGGUGGUGCUGGUGGAUGGCGAGGAGGAGGAAGCAGAAGGAUUCCUCGCCAACCUAACAGACAACCCAGACAAGAUCAAUUUCCUAUUCACCGUUUUCUUCAUCCUGCUGCCAAUUACCCUGUUGUCCACUUGGAAUCUGUACAUUCAUGUGACGCAGCAAGAUAUCCUUCCCAUUUUCAAACUGCUACCUUCGUUUUUGCGUGUUGAUAACAAAGAGAGGCACAACCCGCCAGUGGACUCGAAAUCGUACAACAGCUUUCCCCCCCACGGGCCUACCAAGACCUACCGGCACCACAUGAGGGACAUGGAGAUCAGAAAAUAUUAUGACUUUAAGCAUGUCGUGCAGAUGAGGGUCGCAAUCACCAACGUCAUGGAGGCCACACUCGAGUCGGCCUUUCAGUUAAUUCUGCAGCUGUAUAUCGUUGGGAGGCAUUACACUGAGUUGGACCAGGUUAAGGACGUGACACUGGGCAGCAUCCUGUCUUUGUCACCACUGGGCCACAACACACAGCGUUCCAAACCGGUGUUCUCUGUCCUCAUCUCCCUUGUGUCCCUCACCUGGUCCUUCACAUCCUACCACAGGUUCUCCAAACUCGGAGGGCUGACUAUUUUAAAUGCACUGCCCCUCCUGUUCGCAAUAUUCUUCCAGGUGGUGUCCCGCGCCAUCGCCUGUACAGUGUUCACCCUGGCACACACGUGGAAGGUGUUUGUGGUGUUGGGUGUACACUUUGUGGUGGUGCUGGUGUUUAAACUCAAGCUGGAGGAGAGUUCAGUGUUGCCAGUACGCACACCGUUUUACUGUUGCCAGUGUUUUUUCAUGUACCUGCGUCCAUAUUUCUACGUUUUCCUUGGCACCAUUGCUUCUACGCUAGUGUACUUCAGGUCGGAGAGGCCCUCGGCUGUCAAAAAGCAGAGGGCGCGUCGUCAUUCAACCGUAGUGAUACAGGUGUUGUUUUUAGUCCUAGCCUUCAUCGAGAACCUAGUGAUGCUUGGCUUGCCUUGGGGAUCUGCUGGCUGGACGACAAAUACUUUCAUCAUACGACACUUUAAAUACGACACUUUCAUCAUAAUUUCUGCUGUCCUGUGUGCCAUCAGCUACCUCACUGGCGUUAUACUACAUGCUGUGUACUAUAGCUGCUUCGGCCAUCCAUGGGUGGACAUCAACAGACCAUCAGUGCACUGGGACGCAGACGAGGGGACCCUGGUAUUGUCACAUUACCAGCAAGGCAAGGUGUCAAAAUGGGCCAUAAAUUCUUGUUGUAACAUUGAACAUCACACAGAAAUGCCAUCUGAUUUAAUGCCUGGCUUUAUUUUAGGUAAAGAUAUGGCCAGAAGCAAGGAGGUGCACUGGGAUAACUUGUAGAGGCCCUGGGGGGGAUUGUAGAGUCAGUGGGGGACUUCUGGUGACUCUGGGGAGAUUGUGGAGCCUCUGGGGAGAUUGUGGUGACUCUGGGAAGAUUGUGGUGAUGCUUGGGGAGCUUCUGAAGACUCUGGUUAACCUGUGGAAGCCCUGGGUAGCUUUUGAAGGGUCUUGUUAACCUGUAGAAGCCCUGGGUAGCUUGUGAAGGGUAUAGUUAACCUGUGGAAGGCCUGGUGGGCUAGUAUAGGGUCUGGUUAACCUGUGGAAAGGUUGGUGGUCUUGUAAAGAGUCUGGUUAACCUGUGGAAGGCCUGGGUAGCUUGUGAAGGCUCUGGUUAACCUGUGGAGGCCCUGGGUAGCUUGUGAAGGGUCUGGAUAACCUGUGGAAGGCCUGGUGGGCUUGUGAAGGUUUUGGUUAACCUGUGGAAAGCAUGGUGGGCUUGUAAAGGCUCCCCUGUGGGAGCCCUGGGUAGCUUCUGAAGGCCCUGGUUAACCUGUGGAAGGCCUGGUGGGCUUGUAAAGGCUCUGGUUAACCUGUGGAAGGCCUGGGUAGCUUGUGAAAGGUCUCGUUAACCUGUGGAAGCCCUAGAUAGCUUGUAAUGGCUCUGGUUUACCUGUGGAAGCCUUGGGUAGCUUGUGAAGGGUCUGGUUAACCUGUGGAAGCCCUGGGUAGCUUGUGAGGGGUCUGCUUAACCUGUAGAAGCCCUGGGUAGCUUAUGAAGGGUCUGCUUAACCUGUGGAAGGCCUGGGCAGCUUGUGAAGGGUCUGGUUAACCUGUAGAAGCCCUGGGUAGCUUUUGAAGGGUCUGGUUAACCUGUGGAAGGCCUGGGCAGCUUGUGAAGGGUCUGGUUUACCUGUAGAAGCCCUGGGUAGCUUAUGAAGGGUCUGGUUAACCUGUGGAAGGCCUGGGCAGCUUGUGAAGGGUCUGGUUAACCUGUGGAAGCCCUGGGUAGCUUGUAAAGGGUCUGGUUAACCUGUGGAAGGCCUGGUGGACUUAUGAAGGGUCUGGUUAACCUGUGGAAGGCCUGGGCAGCUUGUAAAGGGUCUGGUUUACCUGUAGAAGCCCUGGGUAGCUUAUGAAGGGUCUGCUUAACCUGUGGAAGGCCUGGGCAGCUUGUGAAGGGUCUGGUUAACCUGUGGAAGGCCUGGUGGGCUUAUGAAGGGUCUGGUUAACCUGUGGAAGACCUGGGCAGCUUGUAAAGGGUCUGGUUAACCUGUGGAAGGCCUGGGCAGCUUGUGAAGGGUCUGGUUAACCUGUGGAAGGCCUGGGCAGCUUGUGAAGGGUCUGGUUAACCUGUGGAAGGCCUGGGCAGCUUGUGAAGGGUUUGGUUAACCUGUGGAAGGCCUGGGCAGCUUGUAAAGGGUCUGGUUAACCUGUGGAAGGCCUGGGCAGCUUGUGAAAGGGGUCUGGUUAACCUGUGGAAGGCCUGGGCAGCUUGUAAAGGGUCUGGUUAAUCUCUAAAUGACUGUUACAAUGUUCAGACUGCCAUAAUUCUGAAAUGACUCAAUUUGUGAGCAGCUGGUGAAUCUGUGUGUGUGUGUGUGUGUGUGUGUGUGUGUGUGUGAGAGAGAGAGAGAGAGAGAGAGAGAGAGAGAGAGAUUGUGUGAGUGUGUGUGUACUACUACUACCACCACCACCACCACCACCACCACCACCAUCACCAGCACAAAAGAAUUCAAAGGAAGAAACAAAACCACAGCCCCAAACAAACAAACAAACAAACAAACAAACACCACAGCAAGUGACCUCACCAGGGCCACAGCAUUCAGUGAGGGGUCAAUCUAGUCACAGAAAGGUCACAGGAAGGUCACAGCGAGGCCUAACCUAACCUUACUUGUUCAAACACACACACACACACACACACACACACACACACACACACACACACACACACACACACACACACACACACACACACACACACACACACACACACACACUCUCUCUCUCUCUCUCUCUCUCUCUUCCAUUGAGAUGUGUAUAUAUUAGUAUAAGUGUGUGUGUGUGUGUGUGUGUGUGUGUGUGUGUGUGUGUGUGUGUGUGUGUGUGUGUGUGUGUGUGUGUGUGUGUACUUUUUCCUUACAUAGAGAGAGAAAGUUAUUAUUAUUAUUUUCAUUCUUCUUCUUCUUCUUCUUCUUCUUCUUCUUUCGUAUUAUUGUUCCUAUUAUUAUUGUCCCUAUUAUUAUUAUUAUUAUUAUUAUUAUUAUUAUUAUUAUUAUUAUUAUUAUUAUUAUUAUUAUUAUUAUUGUGACAGCAUUUAAUCGCAUAAUUUCCGAGGCUGUGUGUGUGUGUGUGUGUGUGUGUGUGUGUGUGUGUGUGUGUGUGUGUGUGUGUGUGUGUGUGUGUGUGUAUGUAUGUGCGUGCGUGCGUGCGUUCCAUUUCGUCUAACACUUAUAAUUCCAAGUAGUCAGGAUUAGUUCGUUUAAGUUUUAAUCUUCACUACUACUACUACUACUACUACUACUACUACUACUACUACUAUUUUGUGUGUGUGUGCGUGUGUGUGUGUUUUAAUUGUUUAUUUGUUUGUUUGUUUUCAAUAUUGCAAAGAAAAACGCAUUUAUUUUUUUUACUUUAGAGAGAGAGAGAGAGAGAGAGA